Messenger RNA from Caenorhabditis briggsae, 297 nucleotides. RefSeq names its product Protein CBR-TAG-209 (gene Cbr-tag-209). NCBI's taxonomy places the organism in Eukaryota, Metazoa, Nematoda, Chromadorea, Rhabditida, Rhabditidae. The record is from RefSeq and is a predicted model, not a curated record. The transcript has 3 exons. The coding region runs from base 1 to 297 and encodes 98 amino acids.
AUGUUGAAAGUUCUCGUCCUAUUGGCCCUUGUUGCUCAAGUAGCUGCCAUUAUUGAUGCCACGGGUUUUGGAGCCCCAGCUGACAAUCACAAGACAGGAUUCGGAGGACCGAUUCCAGAAUCCAAUGGCCUUGCCGACGAAUCUCAACCACAACUCCAGCUGGCUGAUGUCAGCCCACAGGACGAGCAACAACAAAAUGUAGCCCAUGUCAAAGAGAUGUUCUCCAACGUCUUCAGUAGCAUCAAGGCUCAACGCGAGCAGGCUAUGGCUGCCAACGCCACUCAACCAACUGACUGA